Messenger RNA from Colletotrichum orchidophilum, 264 nucleotides. RefSeq lists its product as uncharacterized. Lineage: Eukaryota; Fungi; Ascomycota; Sordariomycetes; Glomerellales; Glomerellaceae. The coding region runs from base 1 to 264 and encodes 87 amino acids. The transcript has a single exon. The record is from RefSeq and is a predicted model, not a curated record.
AUGUUCAUGGGCUAUUCCUUACACUUUUGCUCCCACUCUCCUUCAUACCCAUCCCCCCCCCCCUUCUCUCUUUUGGUCUGUCUUUUUGCUCCCCCACCCCCCUCCGACUCUCAGUCCCCCCGAACUCUCCACACCACCAUUGGCCCUCUUCCCUCUCAGUCCUUCAUAGUGUCUAUCCGGACCUCUCUCUGCCUCUUCCUCAACUGUAUUUUUCUUCGCGCUCUCUUCGCGGACCCGAGUUCGUGCCAUGUACAUAGUUUAUGA